Molecule: messenger RNA, 1191 nt
Organism: Drosophila ficusphila
Lineage: Eukaryota; Metazoa; Arthropoda; Insecta; Diptera; Drosophilidae
Gene: TORIP
Exons: 3
Coding region: 64-1023 (319 amino acids)
Biological process (GO): membrane organization
Cellular component (GO): membrane
Molecular function (GO): ATPase activator activity
Source: RefSeq, a predicted model, not a curated record
UCACUAUUGUGAGCCCUUCGUUAUUGUCAUUUUUAUUUUAUUUAUUUGGUUUAUAUUGGGAAAAUGAAUGAUUUAAAGAGGCGACCACUGCACGGCGAGACGCCCAGGACUCCUCCCCAGUCGAAGGAUGAAAUACCAAGUAAUAUUACCUUCAAAGUCGACUCGGCAAACAGCUACGAAGAAGGCACCUCUUCAGCUGGCGAACAUGAAGAAAACGAUUCACAGGACGAAACCGAUGCUCCUGAAGACAGGGAUUUGUCCCGAAGACGGAGUUUGCCAACCCCAAAACCGGAGUAUUUCAGUUCAAGGCAAGAGCCCCACCAUUCCUUCAACGAACCGCAGGCCGGCAAUAGACUCUGUUUAGCUUUAGCACUGGCCGGUGUUUUGGUCGGUUUGUUUUUUGUCUACGCUCGGGGUUCAAAUGAAAUAGCUGAGAAAAAGUGUGCCUUCGAGGUUCUUCGGGGAAAAUAUCCCCAGCAGCCGGAGAAAGUUUGGCAAGCCCUGAAAACUGGGGUCGAGGGACUCAUAAACAAGAAGGACAAGCAUCCCAGUGUGUUUUUGUUUCUGCAUCAAGAUUCCAAACUUAAUAAAUUAAUUAAUGAGAUUGCAGCUGAAUCCUCUAUGUGUUUUGGUAAGUUGGCUUUGGAAGUGGCCCCCCGCCAGCUGAUUCACAUGAACAGGGAGGAUUUCGGUUCGGGUACGGAAGACUAUGGGUUGGCAAUUGAACGUUUCAAGGCCAAAGUGAAUGAUGGAAAGGUUUUCCUAAUAGUGAAUCUCAAUGAAAUUGCACCAAGUGGAGCACGUGCUUUUCACACCAUCUGCGAUACCUACAGCCCUAUCGUAGAAGAUGCCGUUAUCUUCCUAACACUUCGCACAUUUAACACAUCCGCUGUUAGCAACUCGGUUCAGUUGGCCACUGAUACCCUGUAUGAUUUGUGGGGCAAGGAGUUGCACGACAAUGAGCUGGAUCCUCUUAUUACUCGCGUCACCGACCAGGUUCUGCACUUGAGGAGCAGUAGCUAGGUUCUUAGUUAAAAUCAUCAGAUCUCUAAGAAGCUUAAAGCAAUUAAAAAAAGUUAAAUUAUCAUAGGGUAUCAUUUCUGAAUAUUAAAGUAUGUUUUUCUUAAGAUUCGACUAUAAAGUACAUAUGUUUUUCAAGCGUUUUAUAAUAAAGAUAAUAAAAACUGUUAA